AUCACAGAAAACCCACUUGCAGCUACGGAGUCUAUACUACUGAAGCGCGUUCUCGGCGGGCGUUCCGUUGUUUUAGGUUCCGAUGAGACACUACAGUUACUGUGAAGUCAUAGCACGACGGUGCCGAACUGCAGUCGUGUGAAGUCCGUCGUUCAGUAAAAAUGAUGAAUGUGCUAUUGUGCUUGUCGUAAUCCGUGUGAUUUUUUUAGAUUUAGAAUGAACAUGAAAUGACGUCGUCAGAAUAUAAUCCGUCAGGGCUCCUUCCCGCGGGAUCCGCGCUGGUAUCGAAAACGGGGCGCACUCUUUACGCAACGCAGGACGUGGUCCUGGUGAUCGUAGUUCACGAGGCCACCUCCCGGUAUCUCGUUAUCGAAGAGACCUGGGACCGGGGUUGGCACGUACCGACCGGCACCGUGGACUAUGCAAAUGACUUUUCUCUGCACAAAGCCGGGCUCAAUCCCGCCGGGUUUCUGCUCUCGGACGCAAUGCACGUAGAAAGAUUUUUUUCUUCCGUCCGAGAGCAGCGGCCCGGGCGCGGCUUGACAGCCCCGGUUUGACCAAUCCUUUUCCUUGGAGACGAGACGCGGCGAAUCCCUGGAGGAAGCCGCACUGCGCGAGACGCGGGAGGAGACCCACGUCGAUGUGAAGCUCAUCGGGGUGCUGGAGUUCGAGCGAACCCGCUUCGGGGAGAGCACCACCCGCAACCGCAUCACUUUUCUCGCGCACCCACUCGUCGAUCCCACGGAUCCGUGCGCACCGACCAAGACCGCAGCGGACGAGCACAGCCUCCAGGCGCGGUGGGUGACCAUCAACGAGUAUCUGCAUUUGCCGAAGCACCGGGCCCGCAAUUGCUUGUUGCACUGGCACCGCCACCUCCGCGACAACAAGCUGAUUGUACCGCUGUGGUAUUUCCCGGAUGUGGUGGAGGCGCCGAGCGGCGGUCCGGAGUUCCGGCUACUGCAACCGGCGUCUUCUCCCGCGUCCCAAGGAGCGGGCCUUUCGUCCACCGCCGGGACGGCAGAUCCUAACAUCAAAGGUGCAGGAGCGGCCCGCAGCGACGCGGUCACGGUGGCUACCAACUAUGAUCUCGUCGCGGCGAACUUUGUUCCCCAGCCGCGGCGGGGAAAGAACCAGAAGUGGUCCACCGGUGUUGGCAAAGACGGACCGCAUGACAAGGGCACCAGAUCGACGCCCGCAACUUCCGGCAGCGACGUUAAUAAUAAGGGUGGACCGAACAAGAAGCUCUCGAAGCAGGCUUCCAAAGGUGGCUCCCGCGCGGAAGCUGGCGAGGAAGGGGCGCUGUCCUUUCGGGAGAUCAACAAUUUGAUAGUUAGCGGCGUGGUAAAAUCGGCCGCGGCAUUCUGCGGCGGGAGGUUUCAAGUGGUGGUGGACGCAGCGGGCGGAAAGGGCGGAGGCCUACCGAAGUACUUGCCGUUCCUGCGCAAUGCGGGCAAGCUUUUGUUCGUGGAUAUCAGCCCGGUGUCGGUCGGCGAGGCGCAGACGCGUUUUCUCUCGAUGACAACCCGGCCUACGAAGGGUGGGAGCGCGGGGACCGGCUGUCCCGUGGACACAGACCUAUCCACGAAGAAAAAAGGUGGUCGGACCAUGGUUGGUCGUGUGUGUGGCAACAUUGGCCUAAAAUCGUGACGUUGCACUGUAAUGUUCCAGAGACGUAUAACUAUCAUCGCGCUCUGACCUAGCGGGUUUUCGUGCGGUUUGUGUGUUUUUUGCUUUACAAAAACAAAAGACAAAUUAGAUUUGGAAUUUGAAGAAAUUCACAGAGACAGCUCUGACACCUUUUUUCUUUCGACUUUUCUUUCGCGUGGAAGAUUGCUUUUUCGACCUUACCUACUGGGAGCGUCUGGCGCCGAACUCAGUGUGCUACGUUAACUGCCAGUUUGCGCUGCACUACGCCUGCCGCAGCGUUCCGCAUCUCACGGCUCUGUUUCGUGCGAUCGGGCGCGUUCUGCGCCCCGGCGGGCUGUUUUGCGGCACCAUUCCCUGCGCGACGGCAAUUGCGGACGCGAUGCAAAAGCAAAUCGCAGGCGUUUCGCAGCCGUUCAAGAUAACCGAGUUGCGGACUACUACGGACUCGGCCGCGCCCCAAACCGGUUCGUACUACUUCCACCUUCCGGGCCACGUGGAUCCGCCCACGAAGGAGUUUUUGAUUCCGGAGUGGCUGUUGCGCGCCGCGUCGAAAGACGCCGGUUUGAUUCCGGAGCCGUCGCUGCAUUACCGGACUUUUAAGGAGCUGUACCGGCCCAGCGGUGCGGAUCCGGUAUCGUCCCUGUACCGGGUCUUUGCCUUCCGAAAACCGGCACCCAGUGGUAGCAUCUCCGGGAAGAAGACUGGCAAUCCCGCACACCACGCGGCGAGCAGUUUGGCGAACACGGAUGAAACAGCGAAAGCAAAGUCGAAUGUCGGAGAAGAAAAGCGGGCAUCGCAGGCGCUUGGGCCGGCACUGGUUUCCGGAAGAACCGCCGACCAGCCGGCGAGCAGUGUGCCGAAAGUCGCCUUGUAUACGGGAGCAUUCGAUCCCCCGCACGUAAACCACAUUCACAUAGUUAGGCACCUGCUGACAGUAGAGGGAUACUGGCAAGUACUCGUCUGUAUCAACGGGGAGAACGACUUCAAGCCUUUUGUCACGCCGUCCGAGCAUCGCGAAAGAAUGGUAGAGGCCGCAUUGCAAGAGACGGGACUGAUCAAGACAGGCAGAGUAGUUACGAAUCAAGAGACGCGGACGGCGAAAGAGGCGGGGAGCUACUGUUCUUCUUGCAUGCAUGACUGGCCGCGUUUAUGCCUUCGCACGCACAACUAUUGUUCCAUCCACUGCGCCCCUGCGCUCUCUCUUCAGUGUAAGCAGGGAACGAAGUGAACCACGUGGACUUUCGCAUAUCGAAAGCAGCAAGUAGUCGUGCGUAGAUCAUCAUCAGCUAAGAGAGUGAGAUGCAAGUUCCACAGAUCUGCGCGCGUUGACGAGAACGGCUAAGCCUUUGUAUCGCCCUUCUUUCUGGUGCAUAGCGGCCGUUCUGCGGAACGAUCACGGCGGUUGGGCCGGGAGAAAAAGAAUUUGCGAUGACGUGUACAUCAGAUUUGUGGAGCAGCAGCGGUUAGCGCCCGAAAUCCACCUGGUUCUAGGCCAAGACUCGUUUGAGAAAGCUUGGAAGCGUGCAGCGCCGGCGGUGAAGGAUUUUCUGCAGUGCACCUGGAAUAUUCUGGUGUUGCCGCGCGACGGAAUUACGCAGGAAAAAUUCGAGAUCCCAUACGAAGCCUCCCAAGUAAGCCACAGAAGCUUCCAAAGUAAGCGCCUGGAAACGGCGCAAGACGCCGGAUACCCGGGAUGCAUUGCAGUCGCGCGGGACUAUCAAGACCUUCUGACUUGUUCUUCUUCCGCAGUCCGCGAGCUACUACUACAACGCGACAGCACCGGGGGCCUGGAAAGCAAAGCGAGCUCAUCUUCCAGUCGUGCAGGGCCAAUGCCGGCAAACACGACACUCGCGCAGUACUUGUCCUCCGCAGUGAGAGCGUACAUCCAGCGAAAUCGCCUCUAUGGCUUCGCGGCUGAAGAGGAUCCAGAACCAGGCGCGGAUAGGCAGGACGUCGACAAUAUCGUCCAAAGUACAGAAGUAGACCCGGUGGACGGUAGUUCUCCCACUGGAGCAUCCGGGCAGGCCGAGACCGCGUCCCUGGUAUCGGCGGGGCAGUUUUUUCGACGCCGGAAAGAAGUAGUGGACGAAACGGCGGCCGACCAGAACAUGCGGCUCAUCCGGGGAGUUCUGUUUUGCGGGCCCUCGGGCUGCGGGAAGAGUACGCUGAUUCGGAUGCUGAUUCGCGCGAGCGCGGAGGGAACGAUGACGCAUCUGGACUACCAGAUCAACGGCACCACCUCCAGUUACGAGAACUUAGUGUCGGAUCAAGCGCGGGAAGCGGGACACCUGGCGUGCAUUGAGGGCGUGCUGAUUGAAAAGAUCCCGGAUUUGGAUAUAACCCGCUCAUGUGUUACAAACUCAAACGUUGCAAUAGAGUCUAGAGUUUGUGUUGCAAAAUGCGGAACAUCUGGCCUACUCCCACAUGAGCGCGCAUGACAAGUUUCGGAGCUCCAAACCGCAUGGGAAUCUGCCGAAAUUUGUAUUGCGAAAAGCCCAAGUCUCUGUUUGGUACUCAUGCUAUUCAUGCAACACAAAUUUCAGAUUCUAUUGUCACGUUUGAGAUUGUAACAUUUGAGCAAGCCAUAUUGGAACGUAGUUGCGGGAUCUUUGUCGAAGCGAUCGUUGAUCUGCACUGCGGGAAGAAACAGUGCCUGGAGCGCGGCGGAGACAACACGGCCAUCAACAAGUACAUGAAAAACACGGCGAUACGGAAGCAACAACUCUGCAGCUUCCGGACUUCUAGUCCACGCCGGCACGUGGUGCAGGUUGACACGCAGGACCGGUCUCCGCUGGAAGUACUGGAGCUCUGUAUACGGUUCCUGCGCCCCCGCGUUUUGUAG
Molecule: messenger RNA, 4489 nt
Organism: Amoebophrya sp. A120
Lineage: Eukaryota; Dinophyceae; Syndiniales; Amoebophryaceae
Source: the annotation of a GenBank genome assembly